This is a messenger RNA of Lagopus muta (rock ptarmigan), 4435 nucleotides long. RefSeq names its product myeloperoxidase-like. Gene Ontology annotation, biological process: response to oxidative stress. Gene Ontology annotation, molecular function: peroxidase activity; heme binding. Lineage: Eukaryota; Metazoa; Chordata; Aves; Galliformes; Phasianidae. The record is from RefSeq and is a predicted model, not a curated record. The transcript has 14 exons.
AUGACUGCUGAAGAAACUGUGCCAAGCCAGUCAGGGCAGGAGGAGAAAGAAGAAGGUGCUGCAGGCAGAGUUUAUUACUCCACAGGGAGCCACCUGCCAUUGUAUAUAUGCUAUGUAUAUCCACACAUACGUGCUGGAGGGCCUGUGCUAGCACAUCAGUCAAUCUCUUCUGAUGCUUCAGAGAAUCCCUGCACAUUCACUUAGAGUGAGCUGAGAAUGAUGUUGUGUUUCCCUCUAGGUAUAAAACUGAGAAUGGCUCUCCUAGGAUCCCUCAUCACAUUCUGCUCAGUUGGGGCAUCAGACUCCUCAUUAAACAAGGGCUCAGAAGUGCUGUCGGACUCGCUCCUCCUGAGCAGCAUUAGUGAAGCCAAGCAGCAGGUGGACGCGGCGUAUUCACGUGCUCGGAAGUGCUUACAGCAAAAACUAGGGGAUGAGUUUGCCAGCCCAGUGGAUUUCCUGAAGCACUUAAAGGAUCCAGUAGGAAGAACCAGAUCUGCAGUCCGUGCUGCCGACUACUUGGAAACUACUUUGAAGCUCCUCAAAAGAAAGCUGAAGCAGUCCAGGAGGAUGAGAUUCAACAUUACAGACAUAUUGGAUAGGGAACAGAAGGAGAUGAUUUCCAAAGAAACUGGCUGUGGCUAUCAGAUUCGCUCCGUUAAAUGCCCAGGGGGCGACAUUUUCCGGACCAUUACUGGAGAGUGCAACAACAGAAAGAAACCUCACUUGGGGGUUUCCAACCAGGCAUUCGCUCGCUGGCUCCCAGCAGCAUAUGAAGAUGGAGUGUCUGUUCCCAGAGGAGCAACUGAAGGAAAGCUUUAUAAUGCAUUUCCACUCCCACUGGUUCGAAAAGUGUCCAAUGAAAUUGCUCAUACAGCCAAUGAGAACAUCACUCAAGAUCAAGAGCUUUCUCUUUUCUUCAUGCAGUGGGGCCAAUGGGUCAACCACGAUGUAGACUUAGCCCCUUCCAGUGGCAUAGGAGCAAACCCAGAGCUUCACUGUGAUGCUGACUGCAGCUUCAGGCCCCCUUGCUUCCCAAUUAAGUUCCCCCCCGAUGACCCGCGGAUGCUGAAAUCAAAUUCCUGCAUGCCUUUUAUCCAGUCAGCUUCUGUGUGCAGUCCCUGGACGUUCACUCGUGAGCAGAUCAAUGCUGUCACCUCCUUCAUUGAUGCCAGCAUGGUGUACGGCAGCGAGGAGUCUGUGGCAAAGAGCCUCAGGAACCAGACAAACCAGCUGGGUCUGAUGGCUGUGAACCAGAAUUUCACUGAUGCUGGGUUGGAAUUAUUGCCCUUUGAGAACAAAACAAAAAGUGUUUGUGUGCUCACAAACAAGAGCAUGAACAUCCCCUGCUUUAGAGCUGGUGACAAACGGGUAACAGAGAACUUGGGACUUUCUGCUCUGCACACUGUGUUCCUCCGAGAGCACAAUCGCCUGGUGACAAAGCUGGGGAAGUUAAAUCCUCACUGGGAUGGAGAAAAGCUUUACCAGGAGAGUCGAAACAUCAUAGCUGCCAUGACCCAGAUAAUAACAUACAGAGAUUAUAUACCACUUCUGCUUGCAGAGGAGACCAGCAGGUGGAUUCCCUCGUACAGCGGUUACAACGAGAGUGUGGAUCCAACGGUGUCAAAUGUUUUCUCCCUGGCCUUCCGAUUCGGUCACGCCUCAGUGCAGCCUUUUGUAUCCCGUUUAGAUGACAGCUUUCAGCCUAUGGGUUCACUUUCCCACGUCCCUCUCCAUCUGACAUUCUGUGCAUCAUGGAGAAUUAUAAUGGAAGGUGGCAUCGAUCCGCUGAUACGCGGCAUGGUGGUGGAUCGUGCGAAACUGAUGAAACAGAAUCAAAUGCUGGUUGAGGAGCUGCAGAACCACCUUUUUGAGCAAACAGAGAUCAUGGGUCUGGAUCUAGCAGCUCUGAACUUGCAGCGGGGAAGAGACCAUGGACUUCCAGGUUACAACGCCUGGAGGCGCUUCUGUGGGCUCUCCCAGCCUCAAACAGUGGAUGAGCUCUCUGAGGUGCUGGGCAAUAGUGAACUGGCCAAGAAGUUCAUGGUCCUGUAUGGGACACCGGACAAUAUUGACCUCUGGAUUGGGGCAAUUGCAGAGCCCUUCAUUCCCCGGGGCAGAGUUGGGCCCCUCCUGGCCUGCAUCAUUGGCACCCAGUUCAGGAACUUGCGUGAUGGGGACAGGUUCUGGUGGGAGAACCCAGGAGUUUUCACUCCGCAGCAGUUGGAAGAACUGACAAAAAUCUCAAUGCCAAGAGUGAUCUGUGACAACACCCGUAUCAAAAAGCUACCCAGGGACAUGUUCAGGGCCAGCAGCCCUGGGAACUUUGUUGAUUGCCAUGAGAUUGACGUGCUCGAUCUCUCAGCCUGGAAAGAUGAGCCUGAGAGGGGCAGCAAAGGUACGUAGGAGAUUUCCCUCGUUUGAACGCUCUCCAAGAAAGAAUAUAAAAGAAUUAAGAAAGAAAUAAAGGAAUCAAGGUCAUCGGGGUGAUCCUGCCCCCAGGCACACUGUGACCAUCCCUUCAGCCCCACUCGUCUGAGUGGGGGUGCUGAGUGAUCAGUGCUGUCAGCCUGAUCUUGCAGUCCAUCCCUUAGAAGGUAACUCUUCUAUCAACCAGAUGGAAGAUCCCAGACAAUCCACCCUGUCCAAGUCCCUGUGUCCUUCCCUCAGCAAUGUAUUCGAAGCCAGGUAAUCUAUUCCAGCCAGAGUCUUCCUUCACGGCAAAGAUGUCCAUGAAGAAAUCAAUCAGGAUUACUCAAUCCACUUUAAUCUUCUACUCUGCCAGACUAAGUCUCUGCUUUCCCCUUGCCUUUCCUAAAGCUUUGCAGUAUUUUGAGGAGUAUCUAGAGCUAUUUUGACAGCGCAUGGCCUGACACAACAGUAGUCUAACACACACAGCCAUGAUUAUGAUACAGGAUGGUACAAGAGUGCCUUUAUAUAAAGAACAGACAACUACAUGUCUCCAACUACAUGUACUUCGGCAUAAGCUCUUCCAGCUGGAAAUGUGGAUGUGAAGAAAACAGAAUCUUGCAGAAGACAGAGCAGGAGUUUUUCCUUAUAUCAACCCACAUAUAGAUUAUCAUGUUGUCGUCCUGCACAGAGCACAGAUAUCUCCACGCAGUUCCCAUGGUCAGUUUCAUUCACAGUAUGUGAGAGGAAUACCAGUAUGUAAGAAAGACACUGGGCAUAAGGGCUGAAUUGUGGUGACUGCUUUGGAAACCUAAAGGUGUCACUUCCCUUCCCUCUGAGCAGCAGCUUCCUGACUUGUUUAUGAACUUCAUCUUAUGGUCAGUGAGACACGUUGAGCCGCUUCCUGUGACCUUUUUAUCACCAGGCUGGGAGGAAGCUGAGUUGCCUUUGCAUAACCUGCCAGCAGUGAAAUUGCAGGGCACUGAAAACCAACAGCUCAGAGUGAAACUUCCUCAAGCACCAUGAGUUUGUCCCGAAAAGCACAAUUCCAAAGGGCCUUCAGGUUCCAGGUCACUGGAGGUACUUUUUGACCACAGUGUCCCAGAGGUGAAACAAGACACAGGUGAACCAGGCUAUCUGCCAUGAUGUUCCUAUUGGCCUAUUGCUAUGUUAAGCUAUGCAGUGACAUGGAAAUAUGGAGAGAAGUAGAUGCCCAACAAACACUUUCUGAUGCUCAGUAGCCCUUUCUGCUUCAUGGGCAGUUUCUAAUCCUGCUCUUGCAACCAGUGCUGGAAACUCCCAAUGAUGGCACCCCAUUGCUUUUUGGAACCUGCUGCCCAUAUGUCCUGCUGAGCCAACUGCAGCUGAUGGAGGCUCUGGCACCUGCUUCCAGAGAGGAGCUCAGGACUGAGUCUACUGCUGUUUUUGCUCUGCUGUGAUGGGAUUAUCCCACGGAUGUGUAAAACAGUGCAAUCCUUCAUGUUUGGCCAUCUCUUGCCCUAAAACUUGUCAGGGUUUUACAAGACUGGGUUAGGUGCUCUGUGUUUUUAGGAAUGUUAAAGGCACAGCCAUUUUUCUACACCCCGUCAUAAAGGGGUGGCAAAUCUGGAAGCCAAAGCGCUUGCAUGAAACAGGUUUCAAAUGUUGUCCUUGAUUAUAAUCUCUUAAUUGCAGUUUAUUACAUGCUGAUUUAGCCUUCUAAAUCAAAUUCCUUAUUCUUUGCUGCACUCAGAGUUUAGCAAGUUCACGUAAUCUCUAUUGCAACACCCAUCACGUCCUUCUUCCUUUGCACAAAAGCAUAAUUCUGGGGGCUGCUUCCAGUUCACAGUGAGAUUUCAGUCUCUGAAGACACUGGAGAAUUCAGCUGCAUUUUGAAGCACAGAGACAACUCUGCUGGGCAUUAAUAAAAUUCUUAAUUGCGCUCAUUGACUUUUGGCAUCCAUUCUGGCACGUCAGACAUCUGUCCCAAAACUUAAGAGAGCUGCUGUCUAUUCCAGGCCAUGGCCACCAAAGUUGGUCAUACACAAAC